GGCGCGCACUCUACUAGUGUGUAACUCUAUGACCUGCACCCACGAAGAAGAAGAAGAAGACGUCUCUUAACAACAACGACAGCCACAAGCAUCCUGUACUGCUGAACUAUAGAGGCCGCGGUCCCAUGGCCUAACCAGCCCUCUAACAUACUGACGAAGAAGACGAAGAGGUGAGUGGCAGGCUUGGCAGCAUCCCAGGGAGAGGGACACUUGGAGGAUGGGCUCCGGCUGGCAUCAUGGCUCCAGUGUGCCCAGCUGGCUGCUUCUCAUGGUGGGAGCCUCAGGGCUGGCUGUCUUGUGCCAGUACAGGCACAGCCUCUCCCACAAGCUGCUGCUGUGGAGGAUAAGGAGGCAGGUGAGGCGGUGCAAGAAGAAGAUACAUAUUGUCAACAGUGAAGAGACUUGGGCCAGUGUUCUUCCCCUCCUGCUGAGGGAGGUGGGUAACAAAGGAGCCUUGGGAAUGGACUGUGAAUGGACUGAGCUUGGAGGGCAGCGGCAACCUGUGGCACUCCUGCAGCUGGCCUCCCACUCUGGGGCGUGCGUUCUGGUGCACCUGACGGCCUUCACGGCACCCUUGCCAGCCUCCCUGCAGAGUCUUCUCGGUGAUGUGGCCGUCGUUAAAUCUGGUGUUGGCAUUAUUCAAGACAAGAGGUUUUUGGAAGCAGAUUAUGGUCUACAGGUUGAGGGUUGUGUGGACCUGCGUCACUUGGCCCUGUGCUGCCCUGAGCCUGGGGGUGGAGGCAAGGCAGGGCUGGCGGGCACUGCUGGCCUGGGCUUGGCUGCACUCUCUCUCAGCCACCUGGGCCACACCCUGGACAAAGACUGGCGGGUGCGGGCAAGCAACUGGCAAGCAGAACACCUCACCCAGAGACAGAAGAGUUAUGCAGCGGAGGAUGCUCUGGCUGGGAUGCAGCUGUUGACGGUGCUCUGUGCCAAACUGUGGACGCCUGGGUGGAGGAGCGGCAGCUGGCUGCUGCCCUUCCUGCCAUCACCUUUCUUCCUCCGCCGCUUCUUGGCGGACACACACAACAUCUGCCACCAAUACCUGGACCUCAAGUUCUCAAACUCCAGCAAAAGGUUACUUCAACAAGAUAACAGCUGUGUCAACCAGAAGCCUGUACUGAGGAAGAUCAGCCAAGCCACCCGAGCUUACUCUCCCCGGAAGAGUCCUCUGUAUUAUAACUGCCAGCUGUUGGCCCCAGAUGACUCCCCUCUCUGCACCUGUGACCCAAAGAAAGCCAAGUGGUAUGUUGAGAAGGGCUUGGGGGUGGAGGUGCAGCACAACCCCCUGGUGGUGCGCCUUAACUUUGAGCCAGCGGGGCGGCCUCGGGCAGAGUGCCAAGACGAGAGCUUCUAUGUGCAGGAACGUCAUAAUGUGUGCGUGGUGUGUGGCCAGGAACACUCAUACAUCAAGAAGAAUGUCGUGCCGCAUGAGUACCGCAAGUAUUUUCCCAGCAUUCUUAAGGACCAUCAGAGUCAUGAUAUUGUGCUGCUGUGCAUAAAGUGCCACAGGGUCAGCAAUGCCCAUGACACGGUUCUAAAAGACACGCUGGCCAGAGAAUGCAAUGUUCCCUUGGGACGGGAAGCCAGCCAGAAAGUGAGGGUGGAUAACGCGCGAAAAGCUGUGAGAAAUGCAGCUUCGGCUCUACUGAAGAGUCGUUCCACAAUCCCUGAAGCCAGAGUCAGGGAACUGGAGGAUGUGGUUAAGGCGUACUUCACAGUGGACUCCAUAAGCCAUGAACUGCUGGAAGAGGCUGCUAACAUUGAUGCCAGGGAGUGGAUUGAGGAUUACCAGGGGCACGGUCAGCGAGUGUGUCAGGCAUACAUGAGGAAGGGCCUUGUGGAGCUCCAGCAGAGGUGGAGGAGACACUUCAUCGACACCAUGCAGCCAGAAUAUCUGCCUCGUUUUUGGUCUGUCACGCACAACCUCCAGAAGAUGUGGGAUGUGAUGGCCGGCCUGUCACAAGACCAUCCAGACUUUGGAACAUACAAACUCAUCCUAGUCGGCAUAGACAUCACCGACAGCAUUACAGAGUUCACUCAAUAAAGUAUUCAUUAAAGCAAUCA
Molecule: messenger RNA, 2067 nt
Organism: Eriocheir sinensis (Chinese mitten crab)
Lineage: Eukaryota; Metazoa; Arthropoda; Malacostraca; Decapoda; Varunidae
Product: exonuclease 3'-5' domain-containing protein 2-like
Exons: 7
Coding region: 218-2047 (609 amino acids)
Biological process (GO): nucleobase-containing compound metabolic process
Cellular component (GO): nucleus; cytoplasm
Molecular function (GO): nucleic acid binding; 3'-5' exonuclease activity
Source: RefSeq, a predicted model, not a curated record